This is a messenger RNA of Amaranthus tricolor (Joseph's coat), 1037 nucleotides long. RefSeq names its product NDR1/HIN1-like protein 6. Gene Ontology annotation, cellular component: plasma membrane. The record is from RefSeq and is a predicted model, not a curated record. Bases 253 to 1005 code for a protein of 250 amino acids. The transcript has a single exon. Lineage: Eukaryota; Viridiplantae; Streptophyta; Magnoliopsida; Caryophyllales; Amaranthaceae.
UAAAAAGUCAAUUAGUAUACUCAAAAGUAGUCAAUCUACUACAUGUAGCUUGCUUUACUUUCUAGUUUAUUUAAGUAAGAAACAAAAAUUGAUUCAAAUAUAUCACAAGAAUUCUUCAAAUCUUUCAUGUUCGUUUCUAUUUCUAGAAAAUUUCAUCUUCAAUAUCAUCUCGAAUAAAAAGUGUUUCUAAAAAUAGAAAUACGGAAUAGAUUCAAAGUAACGUCGACAAACAACCAUAUCACUUUUUCAGCAAUGCCAUCAGAUAUGAUACAACUUGACCAAAGAAUUCACCCAACUUCCAUUGUUAUAGACAAAGAAACAAAACCCACAAUUCCUUUAGUCCCAAGAACAAGAACCGAUCAAUCAACGCCUUUUGAGCGACCAUUACCGCCUUUUUUGUCGCUUGCUAGACCGCCCAAGAACCGAAACUGCUGUUGUAGGGUAAUAUGCUGCAUAAUUUCCCUUCUGCUAAUCUUCAUUCUAAUCAUUGGGAUCCUUGGCCUGGUUUUCUACUUGGUUUUCCACCCUAAAGUCCCUAACUACUCGGUUGAUCGCCUAAGAAUAACCGAUUUCAGGCUCAACUUGGACCUUAGCCUGUAUGCUCGAUUCAACAUCAGAGUAACAGCGAAAAACCCAAAUGAGAAAAUCGGGAUUUACUACGAAAAGAGAGGGAAAAUGAGUGUUUGGUAUAAGAACACUCGACUAUGUCAAGGGUAUUUUCCGGAUUUUUACCAGGGUCCCCUUAAUACGACAGCAAUCGAUGUGUCGUUAUCAGGACAAAAUCAGUAUGGGAAUACAUUGAUGCAAGCCUUGCAGCAGCAGCAACAGACAGGGAACAUUCCCUUGGAUUUAAAGGUAGAUCAACCAGUUUCGAUUCGAGUUCAAAGUCUGAAGCUGGGAAAAGUCAGGUUUUUGGUUACCUGCAAAUUAACAGUGGAUAGCCUCAGUUCUAAUAAUCUCAUCAGUAUCAAAGCUAGUAAAUGCAAAAUUAGGGUGAAACUCUGAAUCAUAUGGUGUUAAUGUUUGAGCUACUUUUG